AUGGAGUUACAAUUCCUUCGAGCCACUACAGGCCUGACCGGCAUGGCAGUAGCCAAGGAUCCUCACGUGGCUUUACGUGUCCUAUACACCAAGACCCUAGCUGCCCUGGAGAAGCUUCCUAAGGAUGCUGCUUACAGACAACACACUGAAGGCAUCAUUAAUGACAGAUUCGAUCUGGUUAAAACGGUCUCUGAUGUGGAGGAACUAGAAAGGAAAAUCAACUGUGGUCAGAUUGAGCAAGUUAUCAUACAGGCUGAGGCAGAGCUGUCGCUAGCCAGAAAGAUGGCUGACUGGAAAGCGUGGGAGCCCCUGGUUUCAGAGCCACCAGAGGGACAGUGGAAAUGGCCCUGAAACAGCCCUGUAGUCUCUCACUGUCUCAGGCAAUAUUACAUAACUCAUGAAGUAUACCAUAUGUGUAAGGACUUAAACAGAUUAAUAGAUUUACCCAUCUCAUGUUGAAAAUAAAUGAGCAAAAGAAGAAUAUAUAGAAUAAACACAACAGGUUUUGCUUGCACAAACCUGUAGAUAUGGUCCAAGCAUGGUAGUAAAAGUAACGCUGUUGUUCGAGGAAUUUUCUGAUUUGUGGUCAUUUUACAUUUCAACAUUUCCCCACUGCCGGACAGGCUGGAAGCUAAGGGUCCUUUGACUUGGAAAUUUUCUCUCAUCAUGUUCAGAAGUAGACAUUAUGAUUUUCCUGAAACCUUUAUCUCGUGAAAUGUAACAGUUUGUUAUUAAUGACACAAUAAAGACAUGUACUGUGUUA
Molecule: messenger RNA, 763 nt
Organism: Branchiostoma floridae (Florida lancelet)
Lineage: Eukaryota; Metazoa; Chordata; Leptocardii; Amphioxiformes; Branchiostomatidae
Product: NADH dehydrogenase [ubiquinone] 1 alpha subcomplex subunit 5-like
Exons: 6
Coding region: 1-351 (116 amino acids)
Biological process (GO): respiratory electron transport chain
Source: RefSeq, a predicted model, not a curated record